AUGUUUGCUCUUAGAAACAGGUUUAGAAAAAGUACACCGCAGCAAUUAUAUAAUAUACAUAUACGUGCCAAAAAAACUUAUUUAGAUGAUUACAAUGUUCCUAAUGGCUUUGAUCGUAGCAAUAAUAAUUUGAAUUAUAUAAACUCGCAAGAUAGCAGCAGUUUAAACUAUAAUAACCAACAGCUUAACAUUAAUAGUAAAGCUUACGACUUAUAUUAUAACAAUAAUAGUUCAGAUAUAAAUCCAGAAGCUGACGACUUAUAUUAUAAUGAUAAUAGUUCAGAUAUAAAUCCAGAAUUUGACGACUUAUGUUAUAAUGAUAAUAGUUCAGAUACAAAUCAAGAAUUUGAUGACUUAUGUUAUAAUGAUAGUGAUUCAGGAAAUAUAUACAGUAGAGAUGAAUUUUAUACUGAUAUUGAUAGUAGCUUAGAUAAUAAGUGUGACUCAACCUCAACCUCAACUAAUGUGAAUAAUUCACCAAAAAUAUUCGAUGGAACAAGAUUCAACUUAA
Molecule: messenger RNA, 511 nt
Organism: Dentiscutata erythropus
Lineage: Eukaryota; Fungi; Glomeromycota; Glomeromycetes; Diversisporales; Gigasporaceae
Source: the annotation of a GenBank genome assembly